Lonchura striata (white-rumped munia) is the source of this 1208-nucleotide messenger RNA. It is a transcript of the gene LENG1, whose product is annotated as leukocyte receptor cluster member 1. The record is from RefSeq and is a predicted model, not a curated record. NCBI's taxonomy places the organism in Eukaryota, Metazoa, Chordata, Aves, Passeriformes, Estrildidae.
GCCGCUGCGGCCGCGGCGCCUCAGAGCCGCGGCCUUGUCCCGCCGCCGCCGCCGCCAUGAACAUCCUUCCGAAGAAGUCGUGGCACGUCCGGAACAAGGACAAUGUGGCGCGGGUGCGGCGGGACGAGGCGGCGGCCGAGGUGGAGCGGAGGAAACGCGAGGCGCGCGCGCUGCGGGCGGAGCAGGAGGUGCGCACGGAGGUGCUGCGGAAGCGGGCGCGGCUCGGGGGGCGCAGCCCGGCCCCCCCCGCGCUGUUCCCGCCGCCCGAGGAGGCGGCGCCGAACCGCGAGCACGAGGCGGAGAAAAGGCGGGAACGGGAACGCCGGGAACGCGCCCUGGGGGUCCUGACCUACCUGGGGCAGAGCGCGGCCGAGGCCCAGACCUGCCCCCCCUGGUACCUGCAGCCCCCCAAAAUCCCCGGGCAGGGGUCCCGGGAGGUGCAGGGGGGGCGCAAGGCCCUGCUGGACCCCCUGCAGGAGAUGAGGAAGGGGCUGCGCCGAGCCCCCAGCCCCAAAAAACCCCAAAAUCCCCCCGAGCCUCGGCCUGGCAGCCCCCCCGGAGCCCCCCGCGGGGGAGCAGGGCUGGCGGAGCUGCGGCGGCAGCGCCUGGCCCGGGAGGCGGCCGAGGCGGCGCGGAGCCGGGAGCUGCUGGGGGGGCCCCGGGACCCCCGAAAUCCGCCCGGGACCCCCCGAAAUCCCGCCCGGGACCCCCGAAAUCCCGCCCGGGACCCCCGAAAUCCGCCCGGGACCCCCCAAAAUCCCGCCUGGGACCCCCCCCCGGAACGGCAGCGGCGCUACAACAGCCAGUUCCACCCGCGCCUGGCCCGGGGGACGAGAAACACCCCAAAAUUCAGCUGAGACACCCCAAAAUUCACCUGGAACACCCCCAGAUUGGUAAUGGACAGCUCCACCCGCGCCUGGCCCGGGGGACGAGAAACACCCCAAAAUCCACCUGAGACACCCCAAAAUUCAGCUGAGACACCCCAAAAUUCAGCUGGAACACCCAAAAUCGGUAAUGGACAGUUCCACCCGCGCCUGGCCCGGGGGGGGAAGAAAUGCACCCCAAAAUUCAGCUGAGAGACCCCAAAAUUCACCUGGAACACCCAAAAUCGGUAAUGGACAGUUCCACCCGCGCCUGGCCCGGGGGGGGACGAGAAACACCCCAAAAUUCAGCUGUGACACCCCAAAAUACACCUGAGAGACCCAAAA